Quercus robur (English oak) is the source of this 2786-nucleotide messenger RNA. RefSeq names its product pentatricopeptide repeat-containing protein At1g07740, mitochondrial. Gene Ontology annotation, molecular function: protein binding. The coding region runs from base 74 to 1501 and encodes 475 amino acids. The record is from RefSeq and is a predicted model, not a curated record. NCBI's taxonomy places the organism in Eukaryota, Viridiplantae, Streptophyta, Magnoliopsida, Fagales, Fagaceae. The transcript has a single exon.
UUUUAGUACAAGCAUCAAACAGACGCUGUACAGUAUUGAUAAGAGUUUUCUCAGAUUAUCUCUUCCCGCUUCCAUGAUCCAUUCAAGAGCAAAGGGCAUCAGUCAAACACAACUCAUUCUAAGUCGCCAUUUCAUCAAUCACAUCCAUUCUCAUACUCAUAAAUACCACCGCACUCCCAAGACCAAAUCACACCAUCAACAAAGACCUCACAACCACAAACCCACCCCAAAGCCUCGCAAGCCCAUACCUUUCGUCUCCGAUGUCAAAGCCGUACAAGACCCAGACGAGGCUUUAUUUCUCUUCCACGACUACCACAAAAUGGGCUUCAAGCACGACUAUCCCUCUUACUCUUCUCUCAUUUACAAGCUUGCUCGUUCUCGCGACUUUGAAGCUGUAGAGACCAUUCUUGGUCUUAUACAAGACCGAGACAUUCGAUGCAGAGAGACCCUUUUCAUCGUUUUGAUUCAACACUAUGGAAAAGCCCAUUUGGUGGACAAAGCCGUGGAGCUUUUUCAUAGAAUGCCUUCUUUUAAUUGUGUUCGUACGUUGCAGUCUUGUAAUACGCUUCUUAAUGCACUUGUCGAUAAUGACCAGUUAAAUGAUGCAAUCGAGAUUUUCAAUCGUUCUUAUAAAAUGGGUUUUCGUCCGAAUUCGAUUUCUUUCAAUGUACUGAUCAAAGGGUGGCUUCAGAAGGGUGAGUGGGAACAAGCGUGUAAGAUGUUUGAUGAAAUGCUUGAGAAAAAAGUGGAACCUAGUGUUGUGACUUAUAAUUGUCUAAUUGGAUUUUUGUCUAGAAAGGGUGAUUUAGAUAAAGCAAUGAGCUUGUUUGAAGAUAUGAUACCGAAAGGAAAACAUCCGAAUGCUAUAACAUAUGCACUAUUGAUGGAAGGUUUGUGUUCUGUAGGAAAGUAUACUGAAGCUAAAAAGAUGAUGUUUGAUAUGGAUUAUCAAGGGUGUAAACCACGGCUGGUGAAUUAUGGUGUUUUGAUGAGUGAUCUUGGGAAGAGAGGGAAGAUUGAGGAGGCAAAAUCUUUACUUCAUGAGAUAAGGAAAAGGCAUUUUAAGCCGGAUGUUGUGACCUAUAAUAUAUUGAUAAAUUAUAUGUGCAAGGAAGGUAGAGUGGCUGAGGCAUAUAAAGUUUUGACUGAAAUGCAGGUUGGAGGUUGUGAGCCAAAUGCUGCUACUUAUCGAAUGAUGGUUGAUGGGUUUUGCAGGGUUGGAGAUUUUGAGGGAGGUUUGAAUGUUUUGAAUGCAAUGUUGACGAGUAGGCAUUGUCCUCGUUCAGAAACGUUUAAAUGUUUGAUAAUAGGACUAUUGAAAUGUGGGAAGAUUGAUGCUGCUUGCUUUGUUUUGGAGGAGAUGGAAAAGAGAAAGAUUCAAUUUGAUUUGGAGGCUUGGGAAGCUCUAGUCGGAGAUGCAUGUAGUGGGGAUGGAGGUGCAGGUGGACUUAUAACUGAACUGAUCUCGUCCUGUCAUUUUAGGGAAUCAAUAACUCAAUGAUAUGUCUCCAAUAUUUUGUAGUUGUUUGGGUAGUUUCUGGUGGCAAGGGCCUGAUCGCCAGUGUAAUUGGUGCUUGGGCUUAAUAAUUGACAAGUUCUUUGAGGCAUGAGAUUUUGAAGAGAUGUGAAUGUUAUCCUUUAAAUGGCAACAAGUAGAUUGUCAUGAAUAGGAUUUCCUUGUUUCUUGGUGUUAGGUAGACCAUUCUUUGAUUGGUAUAAAAUAUAAAUAGAGUAGGAGAUGCACUUGGACAUGUCUGAUGAACCCUGCUCAGUGAUGCUUGAGGUUGAAUAUAGGUGCAGGAGGCUUGUAAUUAAACUGAUUUUUCCCAUUGAUGGGCUUCAAGGAAGAGAAAAAAGAUCAAUGGUUUGAAAAACUGAACCAUUUUGUAACUGUUCAUGGUUUGCUGAUGCCAAGGCACUGGUCUUGGUUUUUAAAUUACAGCUAGGGUUUGGUUUCAUUUUCUGAAGAAGCCAUUGUCCAUCCAGUGUGCUUGGAGUUUACAGGCUGAGUCUGCAGCAGCAGUUUAAUCCUUCAUCUAAUUUUUAUGUUGAGAACAAUGGAACAAUAAUAUUCAUCAUACAUGAGUGAAUAUUGGCUCAUGUCUUUUAACUAUAUUUUUCCAUCUGAGAUUAUUAUGUAAAAAGGUUUAUUUAUUGCUGAAGAUGAAAAUUGAACAUUUUGAAAUUCUAAGCUUGAUUGCUGCAUUUAGUGCAGUUAUUGGGCAGGGUGGAAAUCCUAUAAGCACAAGAUAGAUCAUGGAGUGUAAGAUGAAAAAAAGCGGGCAGCAUCAAUCUUCCCAACGUGAUCAAUGGGAUUCCACCCUUGAAUGGGGGUCAACUCCCUCCAGGAAUGACCAUUCAAAGCUUGUUUUGCAACACUAACAGUAUUUGAUGAUGAGCUAACUGAAGGGAAUGAGACAGGGUAUGGUUUGGGUUGUUAGGCACAAGGGUUCUACAAAGCAAGUUCUGAAGAUGGAAAGAGCCAGACCAUGGCUUUCACAACCAUGUGUGAGAGUGGCACCGUGGCGGUUAUGCUGAUAGUCUCAGCUUCUUUGGUGGUCCAUUGAACUGCUACCUCAAAAUCCAAUCUUGCAGUCAUGGGUGGUACUGGUAAGUAUGUCAAUGCUAAGGGCUAUGCCACUGUUAAGACCUUUCCAACUACAAGUGGAGAAUGUGCUGAGUUCACUAUGUAUCUUACUAGCGUGUAUAGAUUUAACAGUGGCUAUAUACUUAUGAAAAUUGUUGGGGUUUGUAAUACAGAAAAGUUGGGCAUUUUUUACAUGCAA